Trichoderma harzianum CBS 226.95 is the source of this 1457-nucleotide messenger RNA. RefSeq lists its product as hypothetical. Gene Ontology annotation, cellular component: membrane. Gene Ontology annotation, biological process: transmembrane transport. The transcript is spliced from 5 exons. Bases 1 to 1434 code for a protein of 477 amino acids. The record is from RefSeq and is a predicted model, not a curated record. Gene Ontology annotation, molecular function: transmembrane transporter activity. NCBI's taxonomy places the organism in Eukaryota, Fungi, Ascomycota, Sordariomycetes, Hypocreales, Hypocreaceae.
AUGACAAAAAACCUCAGCACUUGGACUUUGAUUGCUAUUGCUUUCAAUGUUUGUAAUAGCUGGGCUGGCCUCGCUGGCAGCAUGGGAGUUGCUCUCAUUCAAGGAGGCCCCGUGUCUCUAGUGUAUGGGUUCCUUAUAAGCUCUAGCUUGUAUGGCUGCAUAGCUUUAACUAUGGCAGAGCUGGCGUGUGUAUAUCCUACCGCAGGAGGGCAGUACCACUUUGUUUCUAUCCUUGCCCCGAGCAAGUAUUACAGAAGCCUGUCUUAUACCUGUGGCAUGGUCACAAACUUUUCUUGGAUUGCCAUUGGUGCAGCUAUUAACAUGAUUUUCAGCGAGCAACUCAUUACAUUGAUCAUGUUUUACCAUUCGACAUUUGUCCCACACCCGUGGCACCAAUUCCUUCUGUAUCAGUGUUUCGGCUUGGUUAUAUUGCUGUAUAAUCUCUUGGCUCUGAAAAAAUUGCCUGUUACGCAUUACUUUGGAUUCUUUCUCUGCAUCUCUGUCUUCUUUGGUUCAUUCUUUGCUAUGCUUAUCCGAUCCUCACCAAAAGCACCUUCAAAUUUCGUGUGGACUACAUUCAUCAACCAGACUGGUUGGCCAGAUGGAGUUUGCUUCAUGUCUAGUCUGCUUACGACGUGCUUCAUUUACUCGGGUCUUGAUGCUUCUUUACAUCUUGCAGAGGAAGUACCCAAUCCUCGAAUUGCCGUCCCACGUGCUUGCUUAGGUGCAAUCGGCAUUGGCUUUUUGACGGCAUUUGCGUAUCUUAUCGCAAUGUUAUACAGCAUCGUGGAUCUAGACUCUAUUAUUAAUUUUGAUGGAUUUCUACCGUUCGAACUCAAUCGACAAGCACUCCGUUCUGAUAGCGGAGCAAUCGCUAUUCUCAUAUUGAGCAUUGUAAUGACGUUCUUCAUUCUAAAUGCGGUACUCCAAACGGCUUCCAGGUUAACAUGGGCAUUGGCAAAAGAUGAUGCCCUUAUGUUUUCCAGCAUUCUUCAGAAAUUGCAUCCUAGUCUUGGUGUGCCUGUUUCAUCACUGCUGGUUAAUGCAGUAUCGCUAGCCUUGUGUGGAUGCAUAUAUCUGGCAUCCUCUACUGCCUUCAACGCAAUCCUAGGCUCCUGUGUCGUGCUCCAGCAAUGGUCUUUUUUAAUGCCAACUGUGCUUCUCAUCUACCGCCAAAGAUCCGAACAAUUUUUACCUCGGGAUCGAACUUUCCGCCUCCAAGGAUGGAUUGGCUGGCUCGUGAACAUUUGGGUAAUUGUCGUAAUUUUAGCAUCAAUGGUCUUCUUCUUUUUGCCACCAAUUCUACCAGUGUCGGCUAAUACAAUGAACUAUAAUUGUGUUAUAAUCUUGGUCGUCUUUCUUCUCAGCGCUGCAAACUGGUAUAUCUACGCAAAACGCCACUAUGGCGGUCCACGGGUCAUUCUACAUAGCUGAAGGGGAACUGAAGUCAAUGAGGC